ACUGGGCUUCGAUCAGCCUUACAUAUGUUUAGCCUAUAUAUGUGCGUGUGUACGUCCGGUGCAUGCGCCACCGUGACGUCUGCAUCUCGCCGGUGUAGCUAGGUUAAACAUGGCCAUGGCCGGCGGCGGCGGCAAUUCGCUGCCUUCGCCGUCGUGCGGCGACGACAAGAAGCGGCGGGUGUGCUACUACUACGACCCGGGGAUCUCCACCGUCGACUACGGCGAGGGCCACGUCAUGGUGCCGCACCGCGUCACCAUGGCGCACAACCUCGUCGCCGCCUACGGCAUGCUCGGCGACAUGCGCCGCCUCCGCACGGCGCCCGCCACGGCGGCGGAGCUCGCCGACUUCCACGACGAGGGCUACCUCGCCCUCCUCCAGGACCUCACCCCGGACGGCUGCGGAGGCGACGACGGGGUCGGCGACAUGGCGCGCGCCAGGGGCAUCUACGCCGUCGAGGGCAAGGGCGGCGGCCGCGGCGUCGACAACCCGGUGUUCGACCGCCUCUGGGAUUACUGCCUCCGCUACUCCGGCGGGUCGCUCGCCGCGGCGCGCACCCUCGGGAGCGGCACCGCCGACAUCGCCAUCAACUGGUCGGGCGGGAUGCACCACGCGUGCCGCGGCGGCGCGAGGGGCUUCUGCUACGUGAACGACAUCGUGCUCGCCAUCCGCGAGCUGCUCGCCCACUUCCGCCGCGUGCUCUACGUGGACAUCGACGUCCACCACGGCGACGGCGUCCAGGCCGCCUUCGAGGCGUCGAACCGGGUGAUGACGGUGUCGUUCCACCAGCACGGCGGCGGCUUCUUCCCGGGCUCCGGCGCCGUCGCCGACGUCGGCAAGAAGGGCCCCGGCCGCUACUGCGCGCUGAACGUGCCGGUGAGCGUGGGCAUCGGCGACGAGGAGUACCACCGGCUGUUCGAGCCGAUCAUGGCGAGGGUGAUGGAGGUGUUCCAGCCGGAGGCCGUCGUGCUGCAGUGCGGCGCCGACUCCCUCGCCGGCGACCGGCUCGGCGAGCUGAACCUGACCACGCGCGGCCACGCCCAGUGCGUCAGCUUCAUCCGCAGCUUCAACCUGCCGCUCCUCCUCCUCGGCGGCGGCGGCUACACCAUCAACCACGUCGCCUCCUGCUGGUGCAAUGAGACGGCGGUGGCCAUCGGCAAGGAGAUCCCCAACGACAUACCCAAGCAUGGUUUCGACGUGUUCUACAAGAACCAGGAGUACAAGCUCCACUACAAGUUGGAGACGAAGCACCUGCACCGCAACCGCAACACGGCGAACUCCAUAGACGGCAUCAGGAUGGCGGCCAUGGAGAACCUCUCCAAACUGAAGCUGGAGGCGGCGGCGAGCGUGCAGUUCGAGGAGCGCCGCCACCGGAGCAUCAACGUCGGCGACCUCUACUACGACCCACGCGAGCAGGAAGAGGAAGAGGAGAGCCCCACGGCGAGGCUGCACCGGAAGCUCUACUUCGAGCCCACCGGAGAUCAGGAGAGCCCCUACACUAAGCACAGGUGCAACGUGCAGCCAGGGGAGUCGAGUAGUAGAAAGCAGCGUAAGCUAAAGUGAUCAUGAAGAUCAAUUGGCCCUCUUUGAAAGAGCUGUACAAGAACAUAUAAAAUUGUUCAAAUUUUGAUGGAACCUAGUAGUAAUGUAACAUAACA
Molecule: messenger RNA, 1656 nt
Organism: Oryza sativa Japonica Group (Japanese rice)
Lineage: Eukaryota; Viridiplantae; Streptophyta; Magnoliopsida; Poales; Poaceae
Product: histone deacetylase 1-like
Biological process (GO): regulation of transcription by RNA polymerase II
Cellular component (GO): nucleus
Molecular function (GO): histone deacetylase activity
Source: RefSeq, a predicted model, not a curated record